AUGCUACAAAAAGAUUAAUUAUAAAAUGAGAGAGAAUAGUUGGAAACUACUAUGAGGGAUAUGAUUGAAACAAAGAAUUCAUUAGAAAAAGAAAAUUAACUCUUAGAAAAAGAAUAUGAUAAGUAUUUCAAAUAAAAUAAAGAACUUGAAUAAACAAGAUAAGAUUUGGAAUUUGAAAUUUCAAAAAAAGAAAAAGUUGUUCUAUAAUAAAAAAAAAUGAUUGAUAUAUUUAACAAAGAAUAAAAAUAAAAAGGAGAUUAUUUGUAGUAAAUGUAAAUGAAAUAAGAAAUAUAAUAAUAAUAAACAGGUUAAUUGGAUGAUUAAUAUUAACAACUUAAUGAAAAUCUAGAAGCUGUAACUAAUGAACAGAAACUUAUUAAUAAUUAAUUAAAUUAAUGUUAAUUAGAAGCAAAAGAAACUCAAUUGGAGAAUAUCAACUUAGAUAAAAAUAUCAAAUAACUAGAAAGUGUAAUUGAUACUUUUUUUAAUCAAGUUGAUGAAGAAAAUUUAAAAAAAAUGAAUUUAGUUGAGGAUUAGAAAUUCUUAAAUGUAGAAAUGAAUAGAGCUUUAGAUUUGAUUAAUUAAUUGUCUAGCAUUAAAUAAGAUGUAUUUCAAUUCAUUAUUUAAAUAGCUAUGUGAGGAAAUUCGUACUUUUAUUUCUGAAGAUGAAUAAAUAUCACACAUUGUAAAUAGAAAGAAUAAACAAAUUAAAUUAAUAUAAUAUGCAGAAUAAUAAAUAGAAGAUUCUUAAUCUAAUAACUUGAAUAAUAUUAUUUGA
Paramecium sonneborni is the source of this 778-nucleotide messenger RNA. Lineage: Eukaryota; Ciliophora; Oligohymenophorea; Peniculida; Parameciidae. The record is from the annotation of a GenBank genome assembly.